This is a messenger RNA of Ostrinia furnacalis (Asian corn borer), 1358 nucleotides long. RefSeq names its product ferrochelatase, mitochondrial (gene FeCH). Gene Ontology annotation, molecular function: protoporphyrin ferrochelatase activity. The record is from RefSeq and is a predicted model, not a curated record. The transcript has 10 exons. Gene Ontology annotation, biological process: heme biosynthetic process. The coding region runs from base 231 to 1340 and encodes 369 amino acids. Lineage: Eukaryota; Metazoa; Arthropoda; Insecta; Lepidoptera; Crambidae. Gene Ontology annotation, cellular component: mitochondrion.
AGUUUCUUGAAAUCUUGGUUUUGGUUUAUUUUCGGGAAAUUUAUAUUUUCUUUCUUGAAAUGUUACAAAUUCAUAUUGUAUCUGCAUAGGUGAUAAAUCUGUGUACUUUUAGUACAAUUUCUAUUUAAAUUCCGGUACCUCUACCAUUUAACUUUUAUCUCUAUUGACAUAAUUCUAAAUAGGUUACAAAAUCAGUCUUCAAUAAAACUCGAAGAAAGUGAAAAUUUACUAUGAUGAUGCCACUAUUCAAUCGUCUAAAUGCAGCGCUACUGCAGCGGAUAUCCAUCAACUCAUACAGCACAGCAGUGGAGACGACCAUUGUGGCCAAACCGAAGACAGCUAUCAUCAUGCUGAACAUGGGUGGCCCGCAGACCACAGAUCAAGUGGGCGACUAUCUCCACAGAAUAAUGACAGACCGGGACAUGAUCCAACUCCCAGUCCAGAGCAGACUCGGCCCCUGGAUCGCCUCUAGACGGACGGAGGAGGUCAAGAAGAAGUACAACGAGAUUGGUGGCGGGUCACCUAUAUUGAAGUGGACUAAUACACAAGGCAGGCUGCUAACCAAAGCGCUGGACCAGAUGAUGCCCGAGACAGCCCCUCACAAACACUAUGUGGCCUUCAGAUAUGUGCCACCGUUUACGGAAGACGCUUUCACGGAGAUCGAGAGAGACGGCGUGGACCGGGCGGUGAUAUUUUCCCAGUACCCUCAGUACAGCUGUGCGACCACGGGCUCCAGUUUGAACGCUAUCGCGGACUUUUAUAAGAACAGACAAGUCCCCCCCAGCAUAAAGUUCAGUAUGAUAGAGCGGUGGCCCACGCAUCCUUUACUAGCGCGGGUGUUCGCCGACCGAAUAGCCGAGAAACUGGACAAGUUCGACGAUAGGAUCCGCGACGAUGUGCUUAUUAUGUUCACGGCGCACAGCUUGCCUUUGAAGGCAGUAUCGCGUGGAGACACAUACCCCCAUGAAGUAGCAGCGACUGUGGCAGCAACCAUGACGGAACUAAACGUACCCAACCCCCAUAGACUGGUGUGGCAGUCCAAAGUAGGGCCGCUACCGUGGCUGCAGCCUUAUACUGACGAUGCUAUUAAGGCAUACGCGAAGCAAGGCCGUAAGCACUUGAUCCUGGUGCCGAUAGCGUUCGUCAACGAGCACAUCGAAACGCUGCACGAAUUGGAUAUCGAAUACUGCGACGAAGUAGCUAAGGAGGCCGGUAUCACCCAAAUCGAGCGAGCGGCAGCACCAAACGACCACCCAACCUUCAUAGCGGCUUUGGCUGACGUCGUCGCAACGCACCUGAAGACUGGCCCGCCUGUCAACAGGCAGUUCCUUGCCAGGUGAGUCCCUAAAGACUGGCCC